This is a messenger RNA of Homarus americanus (American lobster), 969 nucleotides long. RefSeq lists its product as uncharacterized. Lineage: Eukaryota; Metazoa; Arthropoda; Malacostraca; Decapoda; Nephropidae. The transcript has 3 exons. The record is from RefSeq and is a predicted model, not a curated record. Bases 43 to 426 code for a protein of 127 amino acids.
UACCAGCUAGCUAACAGGUGUAUAGAGUUACAUCCCUCGGCAAUGGACGCGAUGGAGGAGUAUAGUGAAGCUGGACUGGGUAAUCAGAGGUGGGCUAGGUACAAGUGGGUGGAUGUGUUUCUCUACACUCUCCUUCAUGAGUAUAUUCUUCCCUGGCUGGUCGGUCUGUUGAUGCUCAUCCCAACCAUCAAAGUCACCAUAAAUAAAAGCAGAAACGAGGAAAUGAACAGGAGAAGAGAAGCAGCCGAAGGGGGAAGGAGGUGUGUCAAGCCCUCACCGUCACCGUUUUACACCACCGCCACCAACGCUAGCCAGGGUACCAGAAUAGAGGCAAGGCUCCCCAGAACCUACCCGUACACCACCUUACUACCCGAGAGUCGACGGGGAGCCAACAACCCACAAGUCACCAGCUCAGAACACCUCUAGUGGGUCCUGGUGAUUGAAACACAUUACAAGGCACCAGCCCAGGAUUUUUUUUUUAAUUUCUGAGUACUAUAUCACAGUACUUGGUGGUCUUUGUGGCGCAAGGGGUAGUGUUUGUGAUCAUCCUUUCGCUCUACUGUUAGAUAUAGUGACCAGUGACGUCGCCAGUGUAAACAGACUCGUAUCUUCCACGUCACUGCCUCAGGCUUCCGUGCGUUUGUCUUCCUGUCCGUGACGUAAAUGACGUUUAAUUCGACGACUGUGUACAGUACAGUGAACGAUAAAACUGAUUAGAUGAAUCAUGUUACCCAGUUAAGCAUACCAAUUGUUUAUAUGUAGUUGAGGUGAAUAUUUCAUUAGGUUUAGCCAGCUUUAAAAAAUAAAUCAUCAGACAGAAAUGGAAGAUAGUUUAGUCACUCACUGUACACCGAUGUUCAUAAGUUUUUAACCCAGAUGUAGUUAUUCAGCCUUGUCAUUGUUUUUAUUUUCUUCAAUAGAUUCAUUAUAGCUUAGGUAAAGAAUUUCUUAUAUAAAUAUUUAAGCUGA